Messenger RNA from Alternaria alternata, 1534 nucleotides. RefSeq lists its product as hypothetical. NCBI's taxonomy places the organism in Eukaryota, Fungi, Ascomycota, Dothideomycetes, Pleosporales, Pleosporaceae. The transcript is spliced from 2 exons. The record is from RefSeq and is a predicted model, not a curated record. The coding region runs from base 246 to 1190 and encodes 314 amino acids.
CAAGUUGAACACAUUUAUUGUAUUAUAUUAUUUGCAGACAUUCCAUUGUUCUUGGGGGCCCGAAAAUCAACUUCUGUACCCGACCUUCCUUUCGUACAUUUUCUCUGUCAUUGUCAUCGCUAUCUUUAUCUACUUAGCUACGGGAUAUCUCGCGUUUUCGCGACCUCCUCGCUCAAACCGUCUCCCUCAAUCACGCCUUCCCAACAAAGCACGUGGCCCGAUAGCAAGUCACAUCUAGCAAGCCAAUGCUGUUCGACUGCUUGAACCGCAACUUAUCUUCCGUCCUCUCCAUCGUCCUCAUUGCGCUCACCCGAACUUGGGAAACAAUGGAAGACGCUUCAAUGAAUGGGAUAAGAUGGGCGUUUGGCCCGCGUGUUGAGAUUGCGGAUGAGGAAGCAGCCUUGGAUGCGAGGCCGCUACUCCUGUCCGAGAGCGACUUCCACGAUGAAGGGGUGGGAUGCAGCUAUUCGCCGACCUCGAGUAUGGACCACAACGAUUCUUUCACCGUCGCAGAACCAUCGAUUAUUCGUAGCCCUUCGCUUCCAGCAAUUACACUCGAUUCAGAUCCUAUGCAUUCUAUUCUCCGUUCGCUCAGACUCAGCAACUUAUCCCGCAACAUCAAUCGAUUCCUGCCGUCCACAGACGCCGACCGCCACAGAGCGCAGAUGGUGUCGCAAGCUCGCGAAGGCUCUCACACUUCACUAAGCCAUAUAUUAGCACCCAUUCUCGCAGACCUGCAGGAGCUGAAGGCGCUCACGCCCGAGAGUCUGCCGCCAGGCAACUUGGACUUUGCUACCAGGUCGCAUGCUCAGGUUCUUAAUGAGAAACUGCUGCCAAUAGGCAAGUUCAUCGGAGACUACCUAGACGGUAUUCCAGAGGCCAAGCGAGGUGUUCUCGAGUUGCGGAUAUGCCGCUAUAUUGCCGACGAAUAUUGGCCGUUGCCCGUCGAAAACUUCACCUACCUCAAAAUACAGGAGAAAUACCGCAAUGCCCUCUACAAAAAGGCCCAACGCGCGACUGGCGGGCCAACCGUCGAACCGCCGCUGCCUGGCGACACAUCUUCUGGCCACCCAUCAUCUGAAGACCCACCACCGGAGGCUGCAGAAUACAAGGAUACAUUGAGCCAAAAUCCUGUCAUCAUGAAUUCAGAAGCCGUCUCAAGCGUAGGGAACAGGGAUUUGAACAGAUAGUAUCAUGUGAUGAUCUCAUUCAUAGACAUUCUACCCCUAGAACUAGAGAAUCCACAAUCACGGGCCAGGGAUUGUGUUCUGAGCAUGUCAAUAUUCAACAAGGAAUGUUGCGGCUUUUGGGAUGGCUCGUUCGAGAUCGAUAGCGACAAAGUCAUCUGGAAUGCCACGAUGGACCCUGCCAUCAUCUUUUUCAAUUUCCUCCUUCCUGCAGAUCAUAUGACCGACAAUGUUCUACAGCUCCUUCAAGCACGUAACCUGCUUGGUGGCAUUCCAUUGCAGGUAGCCUCAGCUCUCAACGAAGAGUAUAAAAACGCCAGAGAAUUUCUGGCUCUCCGUUACGCUGC